Molecule: messenger RNA, 3109 nt
Organism: Erinaceus europaeus (western European hedgehog)
Lineage: Eukaryota; Metazoa; Chordata; Mammalia; Eulipotyphla; Erinaceidae
Gene: COQ3
Product: coenzyme Q3, methyltransferase
Exons: 7
Coding region: 81-1178 (365 amino acids)
Biological process (GO): ubiquinone biosynthetic process
Molecular function (GO): 2-methoxy-6-polyprenyl-1,4-benzoquinol methyltransferase activity
Source: RefSeq, a predicted model, not a curated record
ACGCCGAGCCAGCGCGGAACCUCGGUGCUGGGCCCUGGCUGCCGGGGGACGGGGAAGCACGCGGGCCUCCUUCCGCCGCCAUGUGGCCGGGCGUCACGUUGCGCAGCGCGGGAGCGCGCCUGCUGGGCGCCACCGGCUGCCGGGGGUCGCGGGGCCGCAGUGCGCCUGCAGCCGCCUCCGCGGUCUAUUCAGAGAACCAGAUCAGCCGGACGUCACACAAUAAACCGUGGAUUGAUAGUGCAUGUGGAAGCAUGUAUUUCAGGCCUAGUAGGAUGACUUCUGCUUGCCUGAAGGGCGUGAGAGCUCACAGGCUGCUCUGGACCAGACUGCACAGCGCCUCGCGGAGCUCUGUGGACAGGGAGGGGCUCAAGGUCUUCCUGGCCCUGGCUCACAAGUGGUGGGAUGAACAAGGCGUGUACGCACCUCUUCAUUCGAUGAACGCCCUGAGGGUGCCGUUUAUAAGGGACAAUCUUUUAAAAGCUGUUGCUAGUCACCAGCCAGGAAUACCUUUGUCAGGGAUGAAGAUUCUUGAUGUUGGCUGUGGUGGUGGAUUGUUAAGUGAACCUCUAGGGCGGCUUGGGGCUUCAGUCCUUGGAAUCGACCCUGUGGAGGAGAACAUUAAGACAGCACAGCACCACAGGACAUUUGACCCUGUCCUGGAUCAGAGGGUCGAAUACAGAGUGUGUUCCCUGGAAGGUAUCGUGCAGGAAUCUGCAGAGACCUUUGAUGCUGUGGUGGCUUCUGAAGUCGUGGAGCACGUGCCCGACUUAGAAACAUUUAUCCAGUGCUGCUGUCAGGUGUUAAAACCUGGUGGUUCUUUGUUCAUUACUACAAUCAACCGGACGCAGCUGUCCUAUGCUUUAGGAAUCGUGUUUGCAGAGCAAAUCGCACACAUUGUACCGAAGGGUACUCACACGUGGGAGAAGUUUGUCUCACCUGAAAAGCUAGAGAGCAUUCUGGAGUCAAACGGUCUUUCAGCUCAGACCAUAGUAGGAAUGCUCUACAAUCCCUUCUCAGGCCGCUGGCGUUGGACUGAAAACACCAGCCUUAACUAUGCCGCUCAUGCGGUGAAAUGCAAGGCCCAGGAGCGCGAAGCCCCUGUUCCGUCUGCUUGCAAAGGAGAAGAGGCAGGGGCCCGAGCUGAAGCCUCUGCCAGCGGAGCCGUGCUGGAAAGCUGAAGUGACGCAGUUUGAAAGCCUACUGUCUGCACGUACAGAAAACAUACACAUUUCAUCGCCUGAGCGGACGUCUUGAAGAUAAAGUAAAAACAAAAGGCCAGUGGCCACGGGGUGCAUGCCCGGCUGCGCACACACAUCACGGCCUGAAAGGACCCGGGUUCAAGCUCCGGGUCCCCGCCCGCAGGGGAAAGCUUCAUGAAGCGAGGCUGCUCUUCCCCUCUCCCUCUCUCCCCACCUUUUCCUCUCCCGUUUCUCUCUGUCCGUGUCCAGUGAAAUAAAGACCUAGAGGAGUGGAUUAAAAGCUUUGCCGGCCUGAAAGUGACAGCGGCAGCGAUGACAGCGCAUUGCAGCGGGCACUGAGCGGCCGGCUCUUCUCUCCGUGCGAGACACAGUCGGGGACUCGGGGACUCGGCCGGCCUUCGGGCUCAGCCUCCUCAGCGCGACUGUCCCCAGGUGCAAAGCAAGCGGACUGACAGAACACCACGCGGUUUCCUUAGGCUCUUAAACACCGGGUGUCCGCAGGGGGGAAGGAGGCAGGGCGGAGCGCGGAAACAAGGCCGGCCCAGCUGGGAGACCGGGGGACAUACUUGGUUGUCUGUCUGUCCGGUGGGGGUGGCACACGGACCUUGCUGACGGGAGCUGCGGCAAAAAUAGAAAUGAGUAACGUUUCGUUAUUUCAUCUAUCUGCUACUUUCAAAGGACCAUUUUAUAGAUAAAAGAGUUGUCGGGGCCGGGCGGGGGCGCAGCGGGUUGAGCGCAGGUGGCGCCAAGCACAAGGACCGGCAUAAGGAUCCCGGUUCGAGCCCCCGGCUCUCCAUUUCUCUCUGUCCUGUCCAACAACAGCUGCAGCAAUAGCAACAAUAAAACAACAAGGGCAACAAAAAAUAGGAAAAAUAGCCUCCAGCUGCUGUGGAUUCGCAAUGUAGGCACUGAGCCCCAGCGGUAACAUUGAAGGCAAAAAAAAAAAAAAAAUUAAGAACGGGCUAAAUCUUAGAUUUAAAAAAUCUCGUCAGAAUCUUUGUGAUCUAGGAGCGGAGGUUCCUCAGCUUGACUUAACAUGGUGGGCCUGUUGUACUGCAUGUUUAUGAUAUAGCUUCCUAGCAGCCAUAGUCGGAUGUUUGUGUGCAUGUGCUACAAUGUUUUAAAGAAGUAUGUAUUUUUUUAUUUUGGUUUUAGUUAAAGGUGAUUGAUGCUUCUGACUCAUGAAAACAAAUACAGUUUUAUACCACUUGCAGCACAAAGAUAAUAAAUAAGAAAAAAAAAACGGUAGAAACAGGGUGGAGGUAGGGGGUUAUGCAAAGUACGGUUAAGCAAAGAGAUUCUCAUGCCUGAGGCUCCAAAGUCCCAGGUUCAAUCCCCCACACCACCAUAAAUCAGAGCUAAGCAGUGCUCUGGUUUAAAAAAAAAGAUAGAAACAAGAAAACUAUCAACAUGCCAAUAUGUACUGACCUCUUUUAUUAAUUUACAGUGUGACUGUUAGAACUGUAAGAUCCUUUCUUACCCAGGAUUACCCAAUGAGAUACAAGUAACAUGGUAACUACUUUGCAUAGAAAAUGCAUCAUGACUACACACACACACACACACACACAUCUCCUGACAUUGUGGUGUGCAUGAAAAUCGAGCAAAAUAAUUUAUUGUGAGAUCAAUAGGCCUGUUGUAUCCCAAUGAGAAGAGGCUACAGGACAUAUAAAUAAGCCACUGUCUAGAUGCCAAAAGGCAACAGUUGGACUCCAAAGGGAAAAAAUGAGUUCUCAAGGCGUUGUGGUUACAGAGCUGAGGACUCGGGUGGAGAGUUACAAAGUCAAUACGGACGGUGGCUGUUCUCACUCCAGCUAGACGAGAACCCCUCUUGCUGGUGGGGCGCCUCACGGACACAGGGCUCAGUCAUCACAUACAAUUCCACUCUGUCUCUUAGCUGAGAGAGAAGAGGG